AUGGAGUGCCAAAGUGAAGAGCGUGCCUCAAAACUACUUGGAGCUCAAACCCAUGUUUGGAAUCACAUUAUCAGCUUCGUAAAUUCCAUGUCCCUCAAAUGUGCAAUUGACUUGGACAUUCCUGACAUCAUACACAAGUAUGGUCAACCCAUGCCACUCUCACAACUCACUGCUUCACUACCAAUCCACCCUUCCAAAGCCAACUGCAUCUUCCGCUUGAUGCGAAUUUUGACCCAUUCUGGCUUCUUCUCUCAACAAAAGCUCAAUGAGAAUGAGCUUGAAAUGGGUUAUGUGUUGACUGAUGCAUCCACUCUACUACUUAAGGACAACCCCUUGAGUAUGAUACCUUUCUUGCAUGCCAUGCUUGAUCCAAUUUUGACAAAGCCAUGGCAUCACUUGCCUACAUGGUUCAAGAAUGAUGAUCCUACGCCAUUCCACACAGCACAUGAGAUGAAAAUUUGGGACUUGGCUGGCCGUGAUCCAAAACUUAAUCUCCUUUUCAAUGAUGCCAUGGCGAGUGACGCUCAACUGGUUGCCAAUGUGGUGAUUGAGAGGUGUGAGGGAGUGUUCAAUGGCUUGGAGUCACUUGUUGACGUUGGGGGAGGCACAGGUACCAUGGCAAAGGCAAUUGCCAAAUCAUUCCCUCACUUAGAUUGUACGGUAUAUGAUCUCCCACAUGUUGUUUCCGGCUUACAAGAAGCUGAUAACUUAAAAUAUGUUGGAGGUGACAUGUUUGAGUCCAUUCCUCCUGCAGAUGCCGUGCUGUUGAAGUGGACAUUACAUGUCUGGAAUGAUGAGCAGUGUGUGAGAAUACUGAAGAACUGCAAGAAGGGACUAAAGAGGAAGGUGAUUGUGAUCGACAUGGUGGUGGACAUUGAAAAGGGAGAUGAUGAAUCAAUUGAAACACAGCUCUUUGUUGAUAUGGUUAUGAUGGUGUGGCAUCCUGGAAAAGAGAGGACUGAGAAAGAAUGGGCUAAGCUCAUUUUCUCUGCUGGUUUCAGUGACUACAAGAUAACUCCAGUGUUGGGAUUAAGGUCUCUCAUCGAGAUUUAUCCGUAA
Messenger RNA from Sphenostylis stenocarpa, 1059 nucleotides. NCBI's taxonomy places the organism in Eukaryota, Viridiplantae, Streptophyta, Magnoliopsida, Fabales, Fabaceae. The record is from the annotation of a GenBank genome assembly.